CCUCGUGACAAAAACUAUCCGAAGCCUUUUCGAGGAUCGGGAUGCUUCAUUAGCUAAAGAAAAAUAAAAGAGAAAUGAAUUACUCCGAAAUAGUGUUGGAACCUUGUUGACGGAGCGGAGUGUUGUGUCGUCGGCCAGUCAGUGUUGCUCCAAGCGCCGUCCAGGGAGGAGGUUCUCGACGCUCGCUCCCUCUCGACCCUUAAGCAUGGCCUCCCCCUACCUCUCGAAGUGAGAAAAAAAUAUUUAAAAAAAGAGAGGAAAGCGAGAGAGAGAGAAGAGAAAGAAAAGAACGAGGGGGAUGCUUGAGAAUAUGAGCGUGAGAGGCGUUUAAAGACAUUAUUAUUAGUGGUGAGAAGAUGUAAAGCACUUGUUGAUUUUUAUUGUUUAAGAAAAAAAACAACAACAGCAAAAGACUUUUUUUUAUAGAUGAUUUUUCGUCUUUUAUUCUUCAAGACUGUUGUUCCUGCCAGCGAGAAACAGCAGCCCAUUACCACUCCACUCUGUCUCCCCUUCUCUCCGCCACCCUCCGUGCCGCCACAAUGAGCAUGAGCAUGACGGACGAGGAGGAGCGCAUGUCGCCCGAUCUGGGAGCCAGCAUGGAUGCCGACCCCCUCCACCACCACCCCUCCCACUCGCCGUCCCCUGAGGAGCCCAGGGACCUCAGUGUCAAGCGGAAGAUGCGCCCUGUGCCACCCCCCUUAGACCUGAGCAAGCGCACACUGGAGCCAGAGGCAAUGAUCCCUGAGUUUGCGGCCAUCACCACUACCAGCCCCAAGUCUCCCCUCACGCAGAAAAGUCUCCCUCUCAGGAAAAGAACCAUCCCCUUCCACAGGGCGCACAGUUGGUCAUUCCAGCUGGAGGCCCAAGGGCUGCAGCUGCCAGCUGGGGCGACUCAAGGGGUCAUCAAGUCUACAGCGGAAAUUCGUGAGCACUCAACGGAAAUACCUUCCUCAUCCUCCUCUUCGUCAUCCUCAUCACUAAGGAUCCCGGGACUCCCCACUCCCCACACGCCACACACACCCCACCCCCACUCAGCCAUCCCGGUCAUCACCAGCAGGUUUCCCUUCAGUGAGGGGGGUUCCAAUGGCUCGUCCUUAGGGGCAGGAGGCAUGUCAGGGGGCAACCAGGGGCCCCUCAACCUUUCCACAGCCCCCCUUGGAGGGCUGCCCUCCUCCCUCCUGUCUCCAGCCCCCUCACACCCCUCUACCUCCUCCCUCAAUUCCUCCAGGGAGGAGCUGGAAAGUGAAGGCAUGAUGGCUGACUGCCAUGUGUCAUAUUCCCAUGCCCCCUCCCCCCACAUGCCCUCACCACACCAUGUCUCACCACACCUCCCCUCACCACACCUGCAUGGUGGUCCCUCAGGGCACCAACUUCAUGGGGGACUAGGGCCAGGGGACCGGAUGGGCCAUGGCUCCUCACCCUGCCCCUCAUCUGUAUCCCCCCAGCCCACGUCAGGGCACCAGUGGCCGACCAAUGUCUGGUCUGUGUUCAUGUCUGGCGUCCGUGUGCAUUUCGUCCUAGGCGGUGGAGGCCAGGUCACAAGCGCAAGGCUCAGUGAAGAGCUGGGUCAACUGGAGCGCACACAUCAGCAGCGCUACGCCCCCCAUGGCCUACACCUGAUGCGCAUUCUGCAUGAGGCACCCUCCACACACAUCCCCGGCCCCCCAAGCUACUGCCAGCUAUAUUUCAGACCAGUCAGGGUCCAGCAAGAGGACAUUAUGGUCAUCACCCCACCAGACCACCCCUUCUACGUCCAUGGGAAAGGUUGGUGCAGCGUGUUCCCUGAUCGAACAACAGAGAGAUACAGUCUCCCGUGCCAACAGUUGCAAGAGGGCGAUGUAUGUUUACCACCGUACCAUCCAGAGACAACACAGACCCCCAUCCCUGUUGUCACACCAGACCUGGCUGAUGCCAUGAAAAGGUUUGACUUUAACGACGACCUGGUGGAGGGAGGGCCGGGAGCCUACUCAGCCCCCCCCAGUGCCACCUUCCCCCCCCACACACACAGAACAGUCUUCCUCUCGCCACCAGCCUCGCCCUCCAAGAAGAAUCGGGACUGCCGCGGCGGAGGGGGAGGGGGAGGGGGAGCAAUGGGAGGAGCAGAAGGCGGAGGUGGCAGUCGCGCAAGAAGGCCCAUGAACGGAUUCAUGUUAUUUGCUAAGCAUCAUCGUCUCAAGCUCAUCCAGCAGUACCCUGGAAAAGACAACAGGGCUAUCUCUGUCCUCCUAGGCAGUAUGUGGAAAGCCUUGCCCGAGGAGGACCGCGAGACGUUUAAUGCGGAAGCCAGAGCACAAGCAGAAGAACGGAAAAGAAUUGACCCAGACUGCUGGAAGAGAAAACGCUCGCACUCCACCAGUUAAAAGGGUGAUGGCAGCAACAUAGCUGUUUUUGUAGGCUUCUAAUUUUAUUAUUAUUUUUUAUCAUUA
Penaeus indicus is the source of this 2426-nucleotide messenger RNA. RefSeq lists its product as uncharacterized. Gene Ontology annotation, biological process: regulation of transcription by RNA polymerase II. Gene Ontology annotation, cellular component: nucleus. The record is from RefSeq and is a predicted model, not a curated record. Lineage: Eukaryota; Metazoa; Arthropoda; Malacostraca; Decapoda; Penaeidae. The transcript has 7 exons. Gene Ontology annotation, molecular function: RNA binding; DNA-binding transcription factor activity, RNA polymerase II-specific; RNA polymerase II cis-regulatory region sequence-specific DNA binding. Bases 540 to 2360 code for a protein of 606 amino acids.